This is a messenger RNA of Astrephomene gubernaculifera, 2907 nucleotides long. NCBI's taxonomy places the organism in Eukaryota, Viridiplantae, Chlorophyta, Chlorophyceae, Chlamydomonadales, Astrephomenaceae. The record is from the annotation of a GenBank genome assembly.
CUUGAGGAGUCACAGUUGACAGAUUAUUAACAAGUUUACCUUUUCUAUCGUAAUUACCAAGGACCAGGACUAUUCUUUGGUUGGCGAUCCAGUAACAAUUUUCUUUCUGGCCGUUCUAAAGUCGUAGUUUUGUUGUAACACGCUUGCUACCAUGGGCUCAAGACUUGUCGACAAUUGCCCUGACAAGGCGUCAGCGACAACAAAUUAUUUAUACAUAUCGGAAAACGAUGAGCUUGGCGCAUACAAAUACGUGGAAGCGGCAGGAUUCGUUUUCUGCCUUCGAACGCACGCCUUGGUUCCGGAUGGAAAAGUCGCUCUAAACAGCGUGCAGCGAAAGAUACUGCGGGUGUCAACCAGCGAUCCCCUGGACCUCCGGCCAUAUCGGCCACCCAAGGACCUGCCCCCGCUUGGCUUGGUAUACGCCAAGGUGGCGGGUAUUACUGAUAAGGUUCGGCCAUCAGAGCUGCAGGCGGAGGAGGUGAUCCAGCGGCUGCUGAACUUGCUCAAGAACCAGGUUUUCACCAGGAACCAGCAAUUCGCCUUCCAGCUCGACACCGGCAACUACAAGCUAGUGGUAGAGCAGCUGCUUAUCGACGCGGACGGCAAGUCCGUUGAGACGAACCGUGGCUUCCUUGUCGACAACACCGCCUUCAUCUUCACCAAUGAGGGCGGCAGCCCCAUCACCAUCGCCGGCCAGAAGGGCUACGCCACCAGCCAGAUCUUCAAGUCCAAGACAAUCAACUUUGAGAGCCUGGGCAUCGGCGGUUUGGACAAGCAGUUCGAGGCGAUCUUCCGCCGCGCCUUCGCCAGCCGUGUGUUCCCGGCGUCCAUCACGCAGCGCCUGGGCAUUAAGCACGUUAAGGGUAUGCUGCUCUACGGGCCGCCCGGCACGGGCAAGACGCUGAUUGCGCGUCAAAUAGGCAAGAUGCUCAACGGCAAGGAGCCCAAGGUUGUCAACGGUCCGGAGGUUCUCAACAAGUUUGUGGGCCAGAGCGAGGAGAACAUCCGAAACCUGUUCGCGGAGGCGGAAGCCGAGUACAAGGCCAAGGGCGACGCCUCGGCGCUGCACGUCAUCAUCUUUGAUGAGAUCGACGCCAUAUGCAAGCAGCGCGGCUCCGUGCGGGACGGCUCGGGGGUGCACGACACGGUCGUCAACCAGCUGCUCACAAAGAUGGACGGUGUGGACGCCCUAAACAACAUCCUGAUAAUCGGCAUGACCAACCGGCGGGACAUGCUGGACGAGGCGCUGCUGCGGCCGGGACGCCUGGAGGUGCAAAUUGAGAUUGGGCUGCCGGACGAGAAGGGCCGCCUGCAGAUCCUCAAGAUUCACACCAACAAGAUGUCGGAGAACUCCUUCUUGGCGCAAAGCGUGGAUCUGGACCGGCUGGCGGAGGCAACCAAGAACUUUAGCGGCGCUGAGAUUGAGGGGUUGGUGAAGGAUGCCGCCGCCUACGCCCUCAACCGCAACAUUGAUUUUGACGACUUGCACGCGCCGUUGGAUGAGGAGAACAUCAAGGUCACAAUGGAGGAUUUUGAGAAGGCGUUGGAGGAGGUGAAGCCGGCGUUCGGUGCCUCGACCGAUACCCUGGAGUCGUACCGCAUGCACGGCAUCAUCCCGUGCGGGGAGACGUUUGACCACCUGCGGCAGGCACUUACCAAGAUGGCGCGACAGGUCCGCAAUAGCAGCAAGACGCCGGUGCUGUCCGUGAUUCUUGAGGGGCCCAAGGGUAGCGGCAAGAGCGCCCUGGCGGCGACGGCAGCUAUCGAGUCGGACUUCCCCUACGUUAAGGUCAUCGACAUCAAGAGCAUAGCCGGCUUCUCAGAGCAGGCCAAGAUCAACCAAAUCAUGAAGGUGUUCGAGGACGCCUACAGGUCGCCGCUCUCGGUGGUGAUCCUGGACAGGGUGGAGGACCUGAUCGAGUAUGCGCCCAUCGGGCCGCGCUUCAACAACAACAUCGUCCAGGUGGUGAAGAUGGGCGUCAACGCCAUGCCGCCGCCCGGCCACAAGCUGUUUGUGAUCGGGACGACCAGCAAGAGCGAGGCGUUGGAGUCCGUGGGACUGACCGAGGAGUUCAACGUGUCGCUGCACGUGCCGGCGUUGCGGGUGGACGAGAUCGUCAAGGUGUUGCGCCACCUGGACUGCUUCUCCGUCAUGGACAUCCCGCAGGCGGUAGACCUGCUCACAACCAUCAGCUCCAAGGUGGUGCCCAUGAAGAAACUGCUGCAGUGGGUCGAGGCAGCGCAAGAAGACGCUCCGAAGGGGGAGAAGAUUUCCAUGGCGCAGUGGGAGCAGGUGCUGCGAGACCAGUCCUAGUUUGUAGACAGCCUUGUAAGCUGGGUUGCUGCAUGCAGUCGCUUGCUACCAAGUACGGGGGCCGCUGGUUCCGACGGUGUGCGUUGAAGCGCAGCUGUCUCCAGUCGCAUGUGCAUCUGAGCAGCAGUGGUUAGGAGCGCAAGUUUACCAGUGACCACAGAGUGUUUGUGAGUACCAGGAACAUUGUGUAGGACGAUUGAAAGGGCUGUGGGAGGAUUGACAUGCAAGGAUGCAGAGGUAGGAGGCAUGAGCGCUGUUUUAACCACUGCAUUUGCGUGUGAUUUAUCAAGUACUAUGUCUUGCCGUGGUGCCGCUGCCGGGUAGUGCGCUUUGGACACGGACCACUGACCGCCGUCAUGGCAUGUUUUCAAGCGUCUGGUGCGCGCUGGAAUGCAAUGCUGGAGGCGAGGGUGGAGGCUUGCUGCUUGUGUACAGACUGUUUAGACUUGCCGGCUGGCUAACGGUGAAAGGGGUCGCCUGUGAAAGGGGUCUACAGCUGCUGAGUUGAGACAGGGUGGUAGGAGAGAUACGCUGGUAAUAAGGUACCCUGCCAUGGUUCCUGCGUUACCUCUUGAAACCCAAUUUACGUUGAG